AUGCCGGACCCAAUUCGCAUGUUUUCCUUCCUUUGUCUCCUCAUUAUGAGCUUUCGAUACAUGGAAGCCAACGAAUGGGAUUUGAUGCUCAUGAUUCGGGGGUUCUACCUGAAUCCCUACGUCCUUUUCUUUUUCCUUUCGGCGUGCGCGACGGUUUACGUCUCCUACGACGCCCGAGGCGAACACCCUCCGUUGCGCGUAUACGAUCGAUGGGUAGCGGAAUGGUACUGGUGGAAUGCGUGGUUGUACCACGCAACCAUGGACGGUGCGUCUGGAUCCUUUCGAUUGGUUCCGGUAGUGGUUCAGCAGUACGAUUUGUUGGAUCGGCGUUUUACGGAAGGUCACGUGGUUCCCUGGGUGAUUGGGGCGGUAGAACUUUUCGUCAUGUACCCAUUGUGUUUGGUGACGCUGUGGACGGUUCUCAAGCGUCAUCCACUUCGCUUCCCCAUGGAAAUUGUCACUAGUACCUUUCACAUCAUGGGCAUGAUUGUGUUUGUUGUCUCCGAAGUCUACGAAGGACAAACGAAGAUCCCGGCCUUGGACCCGGUAGGCAUUCCGGGCGAUCGCUGGGCGAAUCUCAAGUUCACGGAUCCGUAUCAUUUGGUCUAUUACUGGUUUGGCUUUUGGUUCUGCAACCUCAUUUGGGGCUUCGUUCCCUAUUACCGCAUUACGCGAGCUGUGGAUGAAUGUCGAUUGGUCUUUGUCCAGCACCAAAAGAGAGAUUGA
This is a messenger RNA of Phaeodactylum tricornutum CCAP 1055/1, 726 nucleotides long. RefSeq lists its product with no specific name. The record is from RefSeq and is a predicted model, not a curated record. Gene Ontology annotation, biological process: cholesterol biosynthetic process. NCBI's taxonomy places the organism in Eukaryota, Bacillariophyta, Bacillariophyceae, Surirellales, Neidiaceae. Bases 1 to 726 code for a protein of 241 amino acids. Gene Ontology annotation, molecular function: steroid Delta-isomerase activity; cholestenol delta-isomerase activity; C-8 sterol isomerase activity. Gene Ontology annotation, cellular component: membrane; endoplasmic reticulum. The transcript has a single exon.